AUGGGCAACGCAUACAUGAUUGAACUGCACCGUAAGAUGCGUACGCAUCCUACGAUUUGCGUUGGACGUCUCCGCCCGUACUAUCAGUACGAGCCCGUUUCGAGAUGCGAGGAACACCUCCGCGGUCGAGAGCCGAGACCACCUUCUAGUGGUCCCGUUUCAACAAGCCAGUCUGGUCGACUAGCGAAUCGACCUGUUCACGCAGUUCAGCGAUGUCUCGACGAGCUGCAGCUAGCUCGUCACGAAGAGAACGAAUCGAACGUUUGUUAUGAAGUUGCGCAAACGCAAAAGCGGCACGAUCGUCCGAACGAUCGUGCGCUAAGGAGUUGUAAUUAUCCCUUACAAGAUCAGAAGGCUCAUAACGCCGAGUCCGUGCAUAAACCAGUUCAUCUUGCAACUGUUCUGUUACACGGUUUAGCUCCUGAACAUCAAGCUGAUCCGACCCUCGAGACGAAUCAGGUGUUCCCGCCGCCUCCACAUCUUUUGAUGGACUUAGGCGGUGGUCAACGCUUUCUAGUGGAGCGUAUUUUGAACCACCGCAACGUGAAUGGCGUCCGAACGAGUUACCUCGUCCGCUGGCGUGGCUAUUCACCGGCGUGGGACAGCUAA
This is a messenger RNA of Peronospora matthiolae, 609 nucleotides long. Lineage: Eukaryota; Oomycota; Peronosporomycetes; Peronosporales; Peronosporaceae. The record is from the annotation of a GenBank genome assembly.